Molecule: messenger RNA, 919 nt
Organism: Tripterygium wilfordii
Lineage: Eukaryota; Viridiplantae; Streptophyta; Magnoliopsida; Celastrales; Celastraceae
Product: protein M7-like
Exons: 2
Coding region: 246-674 (142 amino acids)
Biological process (GO): systemic acquired resistance
Molecular function (GO): fatty acid binding
Source: RefSeq, a predicted model, not a curated record
GAUUGUCUGCUUAAAUGAGUUAGUUAUUUGUUGUUCAGUGAACUUAUUACCUGUAUCACUCUGAACAAAAGCUGAUGACACAAUGAAUCAUGAAGUUUGAGCUUGGUAACUGUUUGUUAUCAGACGAAUUGUAUUGCUUGACCUACCAUUUCUACAUUGAUUGGUCAAGUGUAGAGUUUGCACAAAAGAAGCAUGAUUAGUGUGAGCUAGGGUUAGGAUAGAGGUGCCAACUGGCAUGACCUAUCAUGUGCUAUAUAUAUAUAUGUGAAAGAAAACCCUUGCAAGGCAGCUUCAUUACUGCGACUAAAGAUACAAUUAGCAGGCCUAAGAAGUUCAACUCAAAACAAAAGAUGAAACUUGUUUACAGUAAGGCAUUGCCAUUGUUGGUGUUUCUGCUGAUGAUGACUUGUUAUGUGGAGCGUGGCAGGGGCGCUGCCUGUACAAGCACUUUCUUCUCUGCUCUUGUUCAGCUCAUACCUUGUAGGGCAGCAGUUGCUCCCUUCAGUCCCAUCCCUCCUAGUGAGACCUGCUGCAAUGCUGUCAAGACUCUUGGUCAGCCUUGUUUGUGUGUUCUGGUGAACGGCCCUCCGAUUACUGGCGUGGACCGUAACAUGGCCUUACAACUCCCUGACAAGUGCACUGCCAACUUUGAACCAUGUGAAAUUAUGAAGUAGAUCUGCAAGUGUGGAGCUGGAGAGAUUAUUAAGAAUCAGUGUUUUCUUUUCUUUUUUCCAUAGUAAAGUGUAGUUGUGCUGAUAAUAAGAGGCUCAACUGUAGAGAUUAUGUACUGUAAUCUUGAGGGUUGGCCCUCAGCCAUCUGCUCGUCCUUCUGUUUGGUAUUGUUGAUUUCUUCAAUAGCUGUAGUACAAUAUUGCCUAGUUUAUUAAAACCAGUUGAAUGCUUGUUUCAGUCUUUUAAA